ACUACAUUUAAAAUUUUGGGUUGUCAAAUCAUAUAUAUGGUGUAAAUUAACGAAAUUUAUUCAUUAAUUAAUGGCGCAGAUUGUGUGGUAUUUUUUGUAAUGUUUGUUUAAUCGUUUGCGAAAAAUUUGUAUUUAUCGAUUUAUAAACAGAAUAUAAUGGAUACUCUUGCAUUGCGAGACUCUGCCACUGAAGUUGUAGUAGUAGACAAUGCUACAGCUUUGGAAAUUUCAGCUGAUUCUGCUCCCGUACUCCGACUACGUUUAAAAAAGCCCAAAACGGAUAGACAAGUUGUCUGGCGUGAGGGUACCAUUGACAAUGAAGAUAUGGGAAAGAAGAAAUCCAAGUGUUGCUGCAUAUAUAAAAAGCCUGUGAACUUUGGAGAAAGCUCUUCCUCUGACGAUGAAGAGUGUGAACACUGUUUUGGACAUCCUGAAAAGCGACGGAGAAAUAUCAAUAAAAGUCAUGAUCAUGGUAAAGAUGAUUCCGAAAAUAACAGUAAUGAGAAAAGCAAUCAUUCUGAUCCAACACCAGAAUCUGAAAUAGAGGAAGUUGAAAUUCAUCAACCUCAAGACGACAAUGUCUCCCACCUUAUACAUAAUUGACAUUAAGAUAAACCAUUUCAACAAGAAGUAACUACAGAAGUUUGCAUACCAAUUUAGCUAAAUAUUUAUAGUUCAGUGUUUUUCCUUCGUAAAUCCGGUGUUACACAGGUCUUUUUUUAAUAAAUAUAGCCUGCGGUACGCAGAUAUUAAUAUGAAUA
Zeugodacus cucurbitae (melon fly) is the source of this 761-nucleotide messenger RNA. RefSeq lists its product as uncharacterized. The record is from RefSeq and is a predicted model, not a curated record. Gene Ontology annotation, cellular component: nucleus. NCBI's taxonomy places the organism in Eukaryota, Metazoa, Arthropoda, Insecta, Diptera, Tephritidae. Bases 157 to 603 code for a protein of 148 amino acids. Gene Ontology annotation, molecular function: protein serine/threonine phosphatase inhibitor activity; protein phosphatase 1 binding. The transcript has 3 exons.